Messenger RNA from Lodderomyces elongisporus, 1920 nucleotides. RefSeq names its product Sal6p (gene SAL6). Gene Ontology annotation, biological process: regulation of mitotic cell cycle; chromosome segregation. Gene Ontology annotation, cellular component: cytoplasm; nucleus. NCBI's taxonomy places the organism in Eukaryota, Fungi, Ascomycota, Pichiomycetes, Serinales, Debaryomycetaceae. Gene Ontology annotation, molecular function: protein serine/threonine phosphatase activity. Bases 1 to 1920 code for a protein of 639 amino acids. The record is from RefSeq and is a predicted model, not a curated record. The transcript has a single exon.
AUGGGAAAUAGCCCGUCUAAAAAUGAACCCCUACCGAAGUCAUCAUCAUCAUCAUCAUCAACAAAUGAAGGAAACAGUGGCAGCAGCAGUGCUGCUAACGGAGGCAGUACCGACUUAGACCCAGAUGAUAUAGCGCCUGCGCUAUCUAAUCUAAAUAUCAAUACACUUCAAAAUAAUUAUAGAAGUCGCCACGACUACAACUACAAUAGCGACGGCAAGGUCCAAACGCUCCCACACAGUAGAGCGACGCCAAGUUCCGAGAAAAGUAAGCACGCAACAUCACCUGCGAUCAACAUCGAUUCCAGUUCUGUGUCAUCCUCGAAAAAGGGAUAUUCAAAUUUCAAUCUCAAGAAUGACGAUUUAUGGAGUAAUGAUGACGAAAUCGUUGCACCUUCUACUAGGUGUAACUCUCAAAGCAAAUCAAGGCUAAACGAAAGAGAAGAAGACGUUCUUUCAAGCUACGAUAUGGAGAUUGGCAUGUCCAUGGCAGAAUUGUUGAAAAGUCAACAACAACAACAACAACAGCAACAACAACAACAACAACAACAUCAUCAACAACACCACCACCACCACCAUCACCACCACCAGCUGUACCAAAAUCAACUUCAACAUCAACAACAGCUAGAUGCACCCUCGUCAGUCGAGUCGCUGGAACUUUCUGCAUCGUCUCCUGCGUUCACCACUAUGGGUCUAGACACGAAGGAUUCUGAUCUGCUAUCGUCAAUAAACUCUAGUCCAGGAGGGUCCAGCAUUAUCAAUGCCAAGAACAUUCCAGUCAUGGAUAGCCAAGAUGGUCUUUUCUCAAAGUUGGACUCUAUAGCCGAACACAGUCCAUCCUUGGAAACUUCGCCUGAGCCAAUAGUAAAAUCAAUCGACACUGGAAACUCUCAUGCAAAAGUUGAUGUCAAGCAUGUAAAAAAGCUUUUGACAGGUAGAUCAUCGAGUUCGAUAUCCACUGCGACAAUUGCCGACUCCCCACCUUUGCAGCCGAGUUCGAAAAAGUACGAUGUAGACAUUGACGGUAUAAUUGAGCGAUUAUUAGCCACCAAGAAACGCCAUUCAUCACGCAAGUCCAAAUCUGUCUUAGACGUUGAUACUAACGAAAUUAAGUUUAUUUUGGGCAAGAGCAGGCUGAUAUUUCUAGAACAACCAUCAUUAUUGCGCUUGUCACCACCGGUAAAGAUUGUUGGCGAUAUCCAUGGUCAGUUUCAUGACCUUGUUAGAAUCUUUAAUUGCUGUGGCUACCCACCACAUUCAAAUUACCUUUUCCUCGGGGACUAUGUUGACCGAGGUGAAAAGUCAUUGGAAACGAUUUUGCUUCUUCUUUGCUACAAGAUCAAGUAUCCGGAAAAUUUUUUUAUGUUGAGAGGCAACCACGAGUCUGCCAACAUCACAAAAAUCUAUGGCUUUUACGACGAGUGCAAGAGAAGAUUGAAAGUGCCCAAAUUGUGGAAAAGCUUUGUUGAUGUAUUCAAUUCUUUGCCGAUAGCUGCUACAAUCAAUGACAAGAUCUUUUGUGUCCAUGGAGGGCUUUCACCUGAAAUGAACACAUUCAAACAAAUCGAAGACAUCAAGAGGCCUACCGACGUUCCAGACAGAGGACUCUUGGCAGAUUUAUUGUGGUCAGAUCCAGACGCUCUGGUGAAGAAUUUUUCCUUGACAAACUGGCCCAAAAACGAUCGUGGGGUAUCCUACUGCUUUGGAAAACGACACGUUGACUAUUUCUGUUCCAAAUUCAAGCUCGACUUAAUUGUGAGAGGACACAUGGUUGUAGAGGACGGGUACGAAUUUUUCAACAAGCGAAAAUUAGUCACUGUUUUCAGCGCUCCAAAUUAUUGCGGAGAGUUCAACAAUUUUGGGGCGAUUAUGAGUGUCGAUCAGAGUUUAUACUGUUCUUUUGAGUUGAUUAAACCAUCCUAA